Molecule: messenger RNA, 955 nt
Organism: Papilio polytes (common Mormon)
Lineage: Eukaryota; Metazoa; Arthropoda; Insecta; Lepidoptera; Papilionidae
Product: carbonyl reductase [NADPH] 1-like
Exons: 1
Coding region: 27-929 (300 amino acids)
Molecular function (GO): carbonyl reductase (NADPH) activity
Source: RefSeq, a predicted model, not a curated record
GAGAUGUCAUCUUCACAUUAUUCCGUAUGUUAGUUUCGUUCAAAUUUUCGCAAAAACUAGACAUGUCAGUUAAAGUAGCUGUAGUGACAGGCUCUAACAAGGGCAUCGGAUUUAGUAUCGUUAAAGGGUUGUGCAAACGAUUUGAUGGGGUCGUGUACUUGACAUCGCGGGACGAUGCUCGCGGCAAAGCUGCAGUCGCACAGCUCAAUGCCUCGGGACUGUCUCCGCAGUAUCACCAGCUGGAUGUCGUCGACCGCGAGAGUGUUCUUAGAUUCAGAGACCACGUAAAGAAAAAAUAUGGAGGAAUAGACAUUCUAGUGAAUAACGCUGCCAUCGCCAAUAGCGCAGAAUUUUAUAAUUCAUACGAAGAAAAUAAAAAUAUCGUGGAAAUAAAUUAUAAGAGCAUUUUAACUAUUCAAGAAUUAAUUUAUCCCUUGGUAAGAAAGAAUGGACGGAUCUUAAACAUUUCUAGUGAUUGUGGCCAUCUAUCCAACAUAAGAAACAAAUAUUGGAUUGAUAGAUUAUCAAACAAGAAUCUGACUUUAAACGAUAUUAAUGAAUUUGUUGAAUGGUUUCUCAAGAAAUCGAAGAAUGGAGAUUUGUCUCAAGACGAUAUAGCGGAUAAAGCAACAUUUGCGGCGUACAGAGUGGCAAAGGUAGCUGUGAGUGCUCUGACGAUGCUGCAGCAGAGGGAGCUAGAGGGAAGAAACAUAUGUGUAAACUCAAUGCACCCCGGGCUGGUGCGCACGGACAUGACCCUGGGCGCGGGGUUCUACAGCGCCGACGAAGCGGCGGAAACACCCCUGUACCUUGUACUCGAAGCACCCGCUACUUUGAAAGGCUCCUACGUCUGGUACGACAGAAAGGUCUUGGAUUGGUACGAUUAUAACGCUGAUUAUUAUUUUAAGACUGCAACAUUGCAAAAAUAAAUUUUAAUAUACUUAAUUUAUAAAUA